Seriola dumerili (greater amberjack) is the source of this 1402-nucleotide messenger RNA. RefSeq names its product actin-related protein 2/3 complex subunit 1A-like. The coding region runs from base 155 to 1225 and encodes 356 amino acids. The transcript is spliced from 10 exons. Gene Ontology annotation, biological process: Arp2/3 complex-mediated actin nucleation. The record is from RefSeq and is a predicted model, not a curated record. Gene Ontology annotation, molecular function: actin filament binding. NCBI's taxonomy places the organism in Eukaryota, Metazoa, Chordata, Actinopteri, Carangiformes, Carangidae. Gene Ontology annotation, cellular component: Arp2/3 protein complex; actin cytoskeleton.
CAUUCGUGUGGACUGCCCAGAGUCCACGAAUACUGCCCUGCAUCUUCCACCACCGCUACCAGUUUGACCUGACCACACACACACAGAAAGCACAUCUGCAGACCAGCUGCGACAGCAGCCACAUUCCAGCAGCCUCUCCUGCCUCUGUUCAGACAUGUCAUUCUACAGUUUUGGCCUGGAGCCGCUCUCCUGCCACGCCUGGAACAAAGACAGAACACAGAUUGCAGUGAGCCCUAACAACAAUGUAGUGAAUAUCUAUGAGAAGAAAGGCAAAAACUGGGUAAAGAUCCACGAACUGACUGAGCACAGUGGACGAAUCACAGGCAUUGACUGGGCUCCAGAGUCCAACCGCAUUGUGACAUGUGCUUCUGACCGCAACGCCUAUGUGUGGAGUCUGAAGGAUGGGGUGUGGAAACCCACCCUGGUCCUUGUGCGCAUCAACCGUGCAGCCACAUGUGUGAAGUGGUCACCUCUGGAAAACAAAUUUGCCCUAGGCAGUGGUGCUCGUCUCAUCUCUGUCUGCUAUUUUGAGAAGGAGAAUGACUGGUGGCUGAGUAAGCACAUCAAGAAGCCCAUUCGUUCCACAGUCCUGUGUCUGGACUGGCAUCCCAACAACAUCCUACUGGCAGCUGGGUCUGCAGAUCUUCACUGCAGGGUUUUCUCAGCCUACAUCAAGGAUAUCGAAGACAAGCCUGGACCCACUGCUUGGGGGGCCAAGAUGCCUUUUGGGGAGGUGUUGCUGGAGCAUAAGGACUGUGGAGGCUGGGUGCACAGUGUCUCCUUCUCCACCAGUGGAGACAAUCUGGCGUGGGUGGCCCACAACAGCAGCAUCACUGUGGCUGAUGCUGCCCAGAAGAAGGAAGUCACCCAGCUGACCACUGAGCAUCUGCCACUGUUGAGCGUCCUCUACGUCAGCCCCACUGAGAUUGUUGCUGCAGGUCAUGACUGUUGCCCAUACCAGUUCACCUAUAAGGGUCCUGGUGCCCUGGAGUUUGUGAAGAAGCUGGACAUCCCCAAGCAGACCUCUAAAGGCAGCAUGUCAGCCAUGCAACACUUCCGCAACCUGGACAAGAGGGCCACUGAGGAGGACAGCAACGAGCUGGGCACCCUUCACCAGAACAGCAUCACGCAGAUGUGUGUUGUAUCAGGGGAAAAAGCCAAAGUGGAGAAGUACAGUAGUGUGGGUCUGGAUGGAGCCAUGGUGAUCUGGGAUUUUAAGCAUUGAACUGAAAAGGAUAUAAAGAUGGAAGAUAUCCCAAAUAAUGUAUCUGCUAUAAAACCAUGUGCAUGAAUAUGGAACUACUGAUAUGUUUUUAUCUAACUCGAAAACACUGUCAGCACAUGUGCUCUGUGAUAUUUGUGUAUAAAGCAUCUUUUGAAUAAAUAAAAAGGAUAUCUACAG